GUAAGUCAUAGAAUAAAAAUAAGGAAUACCACUUUAUAUGAAGUGAAUUGUCUUGAAAUCAGAUAACUUGGCACAGUAUUUAAUUCAAAGAGAACUUUUAUUUCUUUUUAGCUGUUAUUAAAUUUUAGUCUUUGAUAUGAGAGUGCCAAGGGACACCACUCGCAGGUUCACACCGAAGCAAGAAAUGGCGAAAAAUGCGACUACCACAUAUUCUUCACAUGAGGAGCAAGUACGGUUUCAACAGGAAGUUGAUUACUGUUUGGCGAGGCUGGAAGAGCAAAUUCAGACUGUAAACCCUGACAGCCGUAAAGCUGCAGAAAUGGAAAAGGCAUUGAGGAUUUUAAGUAGCACCAAAGCUCCAUUUAUAAAAAAGCGCCAGGUGAUGCGCAACAUGUUUGGAGACUACCGUGAGAAAAUGAAGGUGUUAGAGAAGAAGAGUGCAGCAGCUAUGGCAAAGAGCAAAUUUGUUGCUGGCCCUCCAAGAAAAAGAACAUCACAAUAUUUUCGGGACAGUAAGUCUGCAAUAACUGACAUGAAAAGGCGAGGUAACAGACCCAGGAAAUAUUUUGCUGUGCUCAGUACAGGGACAGAAGUUAGGGAAGAUGGGAGUUCAUCAUCCUCAGCCUUUUCUAAUAUGGAUGCAUGCUUUUCUUUGGAUUGCCGUGUAACAGCAGCUGCAAAUGCAAGUGCAAAUUGUGGCUUUAAGUUUGUACCCUCUCCAGAGGAGUUUAGAUUUAACUUUGAUCCUUCUGGUAUGCAGCAACAAGAUUGGCAAGAUACAGAGAAAAGAAUGGAGGACCCCAGUCAAACAGACUGCAAGAAUUCAAAAGAUUUUGUGAUGAAGUCAAUUGGCAAAGAGUUUAGAUUCAAUUUUGCUCUUAAGGAAGCUGAUAACAGCACAUGAGAUGCCAAGUGCAAUUCUUAAAUAUUGGACCAACAGAGAUUCUUUGCAUGUGGUGAAUACCUGAUAGUGUAAUCUUUUUAUCCAAAAAAAAGGGAAUUGACAUAGAAAAGUG
Pomacea canaliculata is the source of this 1016-nucleotide messenger RNA. Its product is annotated as UPF0488 protein CG14286-like. The record is from RefSeq and is a predicted model, not a curated record. NCBI's taxonomy places the organism in Eukaryota, Metazoa, Mollusca, Gastropoda, Architaenioglossa, Ampullariidae. Bases 137 to 904 code for a protein of 255 amino acids. The transcript has 4 exons.